UAUGAUUUGAAAAAUAAUGUCCAAAAUGUUGUCUAAAGUGAAGACAGUGUUAAUAGACUUGAGCGGAACCAUUCACGUGGAGUCCAAUGAGAUUCCCGGAGCCAUCGAUGCCCUCAAUCGAAAAGAGGAGAUCUUUAGCUCAUUAAUGGCCGCAAAAGAAUUGAUUCAAAAACUUAAUCUCAAACCAUAUCUGAUGCUCGAAGAAGAGGCCAAAGAGGACUUUGGAGACAUUGAGUGCGUAAACAGCGAAGAGGAGAAUGGUAAUGGAGUUGUGAUCGGUUUGUCUCCCAAACAAUUCAAUUACGAGUCAAUGAAUAUCGCGUUUCAGAUGCUAUUAAAGGGCUCGCAAUUGAUUGCAAUCAAUAAAUCCAAGUAUUAUAAGACGAGUAAAGGUCUUCGUUUAGGCGCCGGGCCUUUCGUCAGCGCUCUUGAGUUCGCCACCGGACAGACCGCUCAGAUUGUGGGCAAACCUAAUCACCAGUUCUUUCUGCAGGCUUUGGAACCGUUUGACUGCAGACCCGAAGACAGUGUUAUGAUUGGAGACGACGUUUGCGAUGACAUCGGAGGCGCUCAGGGCUUAGGAAUGGCCGGCAUUUUAGUGAAGACCGGGAAAUACCGUUUGGGAGAUGAGAACAAAAUCAAUCCUUUGCCUCAUUAUGUUUUGCCAUCUUUUAGUGAAGCC
This is a messenger RNA of Medioppia subpectinata, 682 nucleotides long. NCBI's taxonomy places the organism in Eukaryota, Metazoa, Arthropoda, Arachnida, Sarcoptiformes, Oppiidae. The record is from the annotation of a GenBank genome assembly.